Darwinula stevensoni is the source of this 2097-nucleotide messenger RNA. The record is from the annotation of a GenBank genome assembly. Lineage: Eukaryota; Metazoa; Arthropoda; Ostracoda; Podocopida; Darwinulidae.
CGUUUCAGUUAGAAACAGAAGGAAGAGGAGGAAGACGUACUGUUUCGGCGAGGAAUAUGAGGUAUGAGGUUUUGCUUGUAUGUCUGGCGGUGGUGCUGGUGGAUGUAAUGGGACAGGAGUUCCCGAAGGAAGUCACUUUCCACCGGGAAGAGUGGUGGAAAAACCUGAUGAGAGGGACAGAAGAAGAAGGCAAAAGUGAGCAGGAAUUUCGAUACGGGGGGCCUGAAGGCAGAAGCUGUCGGUGUCGACGAGGACGAAGUGGGCUCGUGUCGUGUUGGGGGCUGGAUUGUCGGGAAUUCCCCAAGGACCUCACUCCCCACGAUACGAGUUUAGACUUUGGACCUUUCAACGUCACCCGACUGACCCGGGAUGACCUGAGUUCGCUGAAACACGUCCAGGUUCUGACCAUCAGGAACGGCCCGUUGAGGGACGUGGACGUCGGUGCAUUUCGAUCCAUGAUCCAAUUGAAGAAUCUCUCCAUCUCCUUUACCCACGUUCAAGCGCUUCAUCCUCAAGCCUUCCAGGGUUUGGAGAAGCUGGAGGAGAUGUUUCUCAUCAAGAACCGUAUCCGAAAGAUAUCGAAAGUGACUGAAAGCAUGAGAGCGGAGGUUCUUCCGAACUUGUUCCGACUUCACCUGGGAGGGAAUGACAUCGGCAGAGUGUGGCCAGAUGAUUUUGCAGCUCUGAAAAUGGGAUCCUUGAGGGAUCUUCAGUUGCCAUCCAGCAACCUCUCUCAUAUUCACCCUCGGGCCUUCGUUCCGUUUGGAAAACUCGGGAGACUCCAGCUCCGCGAAAACGUGAUCCCCUCUGCCAAUUUACUCGAGAUCGUUGCCAAUCUGCCAGAGAGUCUCUACGGCUUCGACAUCUCCUCCAUCCCUCUGAAUACGCAGGAAAUUACCAACAUUCUCUUCGCUCUCUCCCGCACGAAUGUUCGAGAACUCUGGCUUUCGAAGACAACAAUCCCGACUUUAUGGAAGGGGUUCCUGCCGAAGUGGGAUGUAUUAGAACGACUAGAGCUGAAACAGGUGGGAAUGUUGUACGUGGAAGAUGGGGCCUUGGACGGAACGGUCCACUUGAAACACCUGACGCUGAGUGAAAACAAACUCACUUCCAUUCCCAUGGGGAUCUUAGCACCUAGUCUCACCACUUUAGAUCUGUCCAGGAACAGCGGAGGGAAACGAAUCUAUUCCUAUUUUCACAUUGGAGAAUUGACAUUCCGGAACAUGUCGACGCUGGAAUCCCUGGAUCUGAGUCGGAAUAAAGUAUUGAAGAUCGAGAAGAAUGCCUUUAUGGGGCUUUCUUCUCUCCAGCGACUAAACCUGGAGGAGUCAGAGCUCGAGGAAUUGAGUCCAGGAGUGUUCGAUCCUCUCAGCGCUCUCGUCUCCUUAGAUCUCAGCCGGAAUCACCUGGUGAAGGCCUUUCCUAAGGACUCUUCCGGAAUCUCCAUCACUUUCCCCGGGAGCUUGAAGGUUUUGAAACUGAGCAGUUGUGGGAUCCAGAGCGUGACCGAGGAGAACUUCUCCAACUUGAAAAAACUCACUUUCUUAGACCUGAGCCACAACAAGUUGUUCACUCUGCCAAAGACGGCAUUUCGGGACAUGGAGAACCUGAAGGUUUUGAACUUAUCCCAUAACGGUCUGAUCGGGUGGCACGAAGGCCUUUUGACCACAAACGCCCAGUUACUUUACCUUUCCCUUCGAGAAAAUCACGUGACGACGGUGACACGGGAAAUGAUCCAAGAUGUAUCGAUCGGGGUCGAACACUUGGAUCUCCAAGGGAAUCCCUUCGCCUGCACGUGCGACCUGAAAGAUUUUGCAGCCUGGUUCCUGGGCCCGAAGUCGGAUUCGGUGAAAGGGAAAGAAUCUCUUAUUUGUGUGAGUCCACAGGAAUGGGAAGGGGUCUCCCUGUUGAAGUACGCGGCCGUCUCCCUCGAUAUCUGUCCAUCAUCAUUAUUGCAACUUUCCUCUUCCUCCAUUUCCUCUCAUUUCAACUGCUUUUCUAUCCUCUUCAUCAUCAUCCUUGCCUUCCACGUCUUUCCCUUUUAGGGCAUUCUACUUUGUAUGUGUCAUCGUGCAUCGGUUUUUCAAGGUCCUCGAU